Messenger RNA from Fomitopsis serialis, 2369 nucleotides. RefSeq names its product P-loop containing nucleoside triphosphate hydrolase protein. The coding region runs from base 42 to 2270 and encodes 742 amino acids. The record is from RefSeq and is a predicted model, not a curated record. Gene Ontology annotation, cellular component: cytoplasm; microtubule; membrane. Gene Ontology annotation, molecular function: microtubule binding; GTPase activity; GTP binding. Lineage: Eukaryota; Fungi; Basidiomycota; Agaricomycetes; Polyporales; Fomitopsidaceae. The transcript is spliced from 10 exons.
GCCUCAUACGCCACCAUUCUGCGGAGUCCUUGAACGACACCAUGCUCGACAACACUCGCGACUAUGCCAAGGCCGCCGAUCUUGGCGAGGCCAGUGCUUACUCUGCCACUCGACGUAACCUGCUGGAUAUUGCCAAUAGCCUGCACGGGACGGGCGUCUCCAUGGACAUUGAGAUACCCAGGAUCAUCGUGAUCGGCUCGCAAAGCACAGGGAAGUCGUCCCUGCUCGAAAGCGUCUGUAAGAUCUCCCUUCCGAGGGCAAGCGGAACUUGCACGAGGUGCCCGACGGAGUGCCGUCUCUCGCGGUCAUCCGAGCCUUGGAGGUGCAUUGUCAGUCUGCGCCUGUUGACGGACCGACACGGGAAUGCCGACCCUCGCAACAUCCCCUUCGGAAACCCGAUCACCGACCCAGCGGAGGUCGCCGAGAGGAUCAAACGCGCGCAGCGUGCGAUCCUGAACCCGAGCACACAGAGUAGCUUCUUCCUCGGUGGAGGCGAAGACACCGCGCCCGAAACCACAUUUUCGCGGAACUGCGUGUCCUUGGAGAUCAGCGGCCCGGACGUCGUUGACAUAUCCUUCGUUGACCUGCCUGGUUUAAUCGCUAGCGCAGGCAGUAGCAGUACGCUUGCCGACAUAGACCUAGUCAAGUGUCUUAUCACCGAGUAUGCCGAGAGGGAAGAUUGCAUCAUGUUGGUGACUGUGUCAUGCGAGACGGAAUUCGAGAACCAAGGUGCCUAUCAGCUGGCACGCAGCUUUGAUCGUGCUGGCGAGCGUACAAUCGGCGUCCUCACUAAGCCUGACCGUGUUGCGAGGGGCGACGAGGACUGGUGGGUCGGGUUAUUGAAGAAUGAGCACCCGAGCCUGUCUCUGGCCAAUGGAUGGUUCAGCGUGAAGCAACCGGACAACGUCGAGCUGAAGAAAGGCAUUACGCAUAAGCAGGCAGCACAACAAGAGAAGCAGUUCUUCGCGACCACGAAGCCUUGGGACACGCUGCCGCCUCGGUUCAAGCAAUGUUUGGGAACGUCCAACUUGAUGGAACAGUGCAGCAAUAUCUUGUCUCGUCUCAUCGCAAAAAGGCUCCCCGAAAUACAAAUGACGAUUCAAGAGAAGCUUAGGACGGCCGAAACCCAGAUCGAUGAACUGCCACUCGAGCCGACAGAUCCCGUCGGUGAAGUGUUCCGCCUGGUCAGCGAACUCUGCAGCACUUUGACUCAGUACGUCGAAGGCACGCCUAGCCCGGACGGAUUGCAGCAGACCAUCCGGCCUGAGAAGGAGAAAUUCCUGCGCACAAUACGGGAAACAGCACCGGAUUUCAGGCCUUACGAGAAAUCAGAUGGCGUGUCAUUCUUCUCCACGCUUACUCCGCCUCAGUUCCUGGAGAACGAGGAGGAACCAAGUCUCCCAGAAGAUGAUAACAACGCCAUCUAUAUCGACCAAGUCAAAGAAGCCGCUCUCUCGGCUGUCACACGUGAACUGCCUGACAAUAUUCCUUUCAUCGCGACCGAGUUGUUCAUCCGAGCUGCGGUUGCUCGCUGGAAAGCGCCUGCGAUGCAGCUCUUUGAUCACAUCGAGGGCAUCCUCAGAGACAGGAUCACAGAAGCUGUACACGCUCAAUGUGAGAUGUAUCCUCAACUGGAUUUCCAGAUAUCGACUGUGGUCGAUGACUACAUGAAUCGUCGCUCUGAGAGGACCAAAGAGCGCAUCAGGUGGCUGCUCGACCUCGAAGAGCGUCCCCGCAUCCUGAAUGACUACCACUACCGCGACUAUCGCAGCAAGUUCCUGACGUGGUACAAAAGUCACCGUUCGCAGUUUCAUAACAUUCCUCUCCUUCAGAAGUUACAGGGGCACGAGAGAAAUCCAUCAGACUUGAGCGGGAAAAUCAAGGCGAUCGUGGACGCAUUCGGCGCAUUAGACGGUGGUCCCCUGGAUAUCAUGCCUGUCAACCUCGUCAAGGUGCUUCGUACGGACCCUUACGAGAUUGCACUCGAUAUCAUGGCAAGUGUCCGUGCAUACUUUCAAAUUGCUUACAAGCGUUUCGCCGACAACGUCCCGAACGUCAUCGACCAUGAGCUGGUGUUGGGACUGAACCGCGGGCACGCACUCGAGACAGUCCUCAGGAUAGAGCUCGGCCUCAGCGGGCCAGACGUCGAAAACGUGUGCGCUGCUUAUCUGCGGGAGGAUGGAGAAACUGCGGCACACCGCUCAGAGUUGAAGAGCAGACUUGGUCGACUCAAGAAGGCGAAGAGCGAGCUGGCGCGAUUGCGCAAGUGAAGGCUGCAGAGGCGGUUACCUAGGAUUUGAGCUUGACUAUGACGAUUGGCCACAUCGACAUGUACACAGCAGGUCUGUGCAUAAUUCUAAUUAGGUUUC